AAAUUUUCAAGUGCUUCUUGUCCAAACUUCUACAUAGGCGGACAAAGCUGAUAUUUGGACAGAAAUAUGCGUAUCCUCGAGGUAGCGAUCGCUCUAUUUUUAGCUCCGUCAGAAGCAUUUACUACAUCAUCAUCGUCGUUGUCGUCGUCGGAUGCGACCUCGCAACAAUUCGAUUCUUUAUUUUCGCCGUUAACAGCCCUCCGUGUCUCAAAACUACGCGACGAGGAAUUUUCCACAGCGAACGACGACGAUAUCAGCGAGCAGGACAAGGCAUUACUUCGGGAAACCAAAAAGUCUGAACUGGUUUCCUUGUGUGACCAAUUCGAUUUAUCUGCUACAGGAACGAAGGAGGAAUUGCUACUUCGUUUGCGAGCCUACGCCAAUUCGAAAGUAGAAAGCGAACGUCAGCGCUUAAAAGAUCGAAAAAGAAGAAUCGAAGAAGGGGGAGAUCAAGAUGACCGAGAAAAGUACGAGGUCAUUAAUGGCGAAGAGGAAGAGGGAGAAGACGAUGACGACGAUGAACCCUUCGUCUACUUUGAGACUAAAGCUCCAAUUCCAUACUUUGAGGAUAAUAGCAUGAAGGUAGACGGUGACAAGACAAAGAAGGAUGAUACCAACAAUAAUGUUUUCGACCAACAACGCAACAAUAAUAAACCCAUUACCCCCGGUAUGCUGACCGCACCCCCUCCCCCACCGGGUGUGGAACCCAAUGAAAAUGGCGAACGAGUCGUGACCGUUUAUUCGACUACUGAUCAGAACGAUUUGACGGGUGUGGCCGCUGCUCAGCCUGGAUCGGCCACUGCCAAUGAUCCUAUGACAGGUCCAGUUGUAGAACCAGAGAACACGCCGUGGGAUUUUGAAAACAACCAAAACAAUCCCAAUGGAAACCAAAAGUCCGAAGCGUCGUCGGAAGAAUUAGAGGCUGCCAAAGAAGAAGUCAUAGAACUAGUGCAAUCUCUGCUGGCAAUGACGGGUGCCCCUGGAUUUGUUCAUAACGAUGGGAGCGAUGACGACAACGAAGUGUUAUCCUCCGUAGGAAUCUUUCGGCAGCAGAAAUCGUCGUCACUCGGCACUUCUUCUUUCGAGGCCCCAGAAGGGUUUGUAGGGUUUGAUCCAACAAAGGUACCAAUAGAUUCUUUGACUAAGGUAUCGAAUAGUCUUCGAAUGGGCCGUGGGUCAGUCCUCCAAGAUGUCUGUCGUGAAUUUGAGUUACGCGCAGUUGGAUACGAUGGGGCGUUUGGGGAUGACGAGAAACGAGGCGGUGGCCAUUAUCGGCAGGUUUCCCUUGUUCGAUCGUUCUUAGAAGGAUAUCGUCGUGCCGAAGUGCGACGAGUGGCCCGUGAGACUGCCACCAUGUUGCUCGAUCGAUUGGUACAAGACGGCAUCGAGGGUUUGGACAAUACAUUAUCAGCUAUGACCCGCGUUGGUGACGACACAACCCGAGAGGCCGGUGAACUUAACGACUCACUAUUAGACUAUCUCAACGAUGCCAUUCGCCAACAAGAACGAAAGGUGGAGCAGAUACUUGAUACCGUUAAGAAGGUCGAGGAAUUAGAAAGAUCUGUGGAAGAGUUUGACGGCGAUCAACUGGAAAACCUCUGGACAGUGGGUGACGAAGACGGCAAAAGGAUCGAGACAUUCGAUCCAAAGGAUCCGAAAAGUAAAAUUGCUCUUCAAGACGAAUAUGAAAAGGAUCACAAAGAACGAUCGUUGAAGCUCAAAAAGGCAAUGUUACCAAAAAGCCCACAAGAAAGGCUUCUUCUCUUGCUUAAGCUCUUGAGAGAACGGGUGAAGAUUGAAGCAGCUUUCUCCCAAGAUGAGAAGGCGAGAAACCUCCGUGUUUUAGCUUACUGCCUGAAUCUAAAUUCCGAUGAGCUAAGGAAGGAACUAAUUGUAAAAGAAUUCGGGUCUUCACUUGACGUAAGUAGGUUGAGGAGAUUCCAAAGAACCAUCCGAUUGAUCUAUCCUUUCUGUUGAGAGGGAACGAAUUUCCUUCUUCUGUUCGCCUUAUAUGAUGAAUGAUGAUUCUUGCAAUUCACUGCUCACAAUGYCUGCUGUUUUUCCCUCAUAACUAACAGAGACUAGAUUCAUUUUCCGAGUUGGUUUCCAGCUCGAUAGAAUACGGGGAAAGCACAGCCCAUCAAGUGCAACCGAAUAAGGUUGUUACUCUUAACAUCCCUCUCUUAGAAAGGAUCCUAGUUGUCACAAAAAAAGUAAUCGAUGAACAAUCUUGGAAAGCGGCUGCCGGAAGGUCGUAGGGGAGUACAUUUUAUAAAUUAGAACUUGAAUG
Molecule: messenger RNA, 2290 nt
Organism: Pseudo-nitzschia multistriata
Lineage: Eukaryota; Bacillariophyta; Bacillariophyceae; Bacillariales; Bacillariaceae
Source: the annotation of a GenBank genome assembly